Molecule: messenger RNA, 455 nt
Organism: Raphanus sativus (radish)
Lineage: Eukaryota; Viridiplantae; Streptophyta; Magnoliopsida; Brassicales; Brassicaceae
Exons: 2
Coding region: 60-374 (104 amino acids)
Source: RefSeq, a predicted model, not a curated record
GCUUCACAUGUCUUUACCAAAUUCCUAAGCUUUUUCUGGAGCUAAAAAAAUUAACAUACAUGCAAAAACCAAGAUUUCUCAAGAAGAAAACAAGAGACUAUUUGCUUGAUCGAUCUCAAAAAGAAGCCGAUGCUGCUGCUGCUAAUGAUUAUGGUGAUAUUGAGGAGGAGGAUGAAGAUGGUCUCAUUGAGAUUCUUCUUGUGAGCGAAAAAGCAAAGACUCUAGAGGCAGUGAGGAACAUUAAUCAAAGUCGGCAGAGAACAAGGGCUGAUGAAGAUGAACAAGAACAGAUAGAUGAUGCGAUAAUGGAAGAAGAUGAUAAUCUUAUUGAGAUUGAUAUUUCCAUUGGAUCUAUUAAAAGACGGAGUAAAUGAAGAUUAAUUGUUUCAAUAUAUUUUUUUUUCUCAAAUGUACAAAGGCAAUUCAACAUUCUAAUAUAUUGGAGUUUUUGAUCA